Porites lobata is the source of this 10671-nucleotide messenger RNA. The record is from the annotation of a GenBank genome assembly. Lineage: Eukaryota; Metazoa; Cnidaria; Anthozoa; Scleractinia; Poritidae.
AUGGCAGGGUACGAUUGUAUCAAGGUGAGUCUGUGUUUUGCAAAAUUUGUGCGGCUAAAUAUUGUUCUCCUGAGAUUUUUUGCAUAGUUCAAUUCUCUACUCAUUCUGUAGUACGAGCCAAAUCAUGGCGAAUGUGUGUCGAAUUUCACACGUGCGGUAUGGAAAGAAGCCCUACGUGACCUCCAGAAGCUUAACUUGUUUUCUUGAACAGAUAGCUUCGGCUUUCAUUAGCUCAGCUCUUUGUGCUCGUGAAUGUAACCAACGUCCUUCCGCCAAUGUUACUUAGUCAGAUCUGUCAGUCACUGCUGACCGUCACUUAGAUGUCCCGUGAAUGGAGGUUAAAACCGGGUUUCAGGACCCAGGAAAGUGCCCCUUUCCCCUGAAUAGAGGUGUCCUUUUAAUAGAGGUAACAGAUACAAAGAUUAUGUGAACAUUUUUCUGGGACCGAUUAUUGUGCCCCGUGAAUGGAGUUGCCCUGGAAUAGAGGUGUUCCAAGGGAGAGGUGUCUGCUGUACUUAAAUCAAUCUAUGAGGUUUCGCUCAUGAAAAGUUCAGCAUCUGAACCAGGUCCUUUAUAGGUGUUUGCGAAUAACAGUAUGUAAUCUUUUAUUUUUUUGUUUGUUUUGUUAAAAAAUGAUGUGAACAGGAUAAGAUUUGAAAUAAAGCAAAUCUGAAGCAAACGUAAGUGUUAUAGGUCUUUGCCCCAUCAAGAUCCAAAUCAGCAACAAAAUAACACUAAUUCACUACUUUCACAUUAACCAUAAUACACCUUGUUUAGCCCCCAAAAUUUUGCAUAAAUAUUGUUUUCAAGUUCUCUUGGGAAGAUUGUAAAAUAUCCCAAGGGAAAUUGGAAACAAUGCUUAUGCAAAACCUUUGAGGGGUAAUCAAGGUGUAUGAUGGGAAUGUGAAAGGAGCGAAACCAAUAAGAAAAUCAGCAGAAAAUCACUACAUGUGGCCAAAUGACAAAGUGCCCUCUCUUAAAUGCUCCUUUUCGUGGGCCAUGCAGCAAAGUGCGGCUGUCAGUGGAAUUUACAUUUGCAGCCUGCAAUAUGAUUUCAUGUUAACAAUCUUUCCCUAUGAAAUAGAUUUGUACAAUUUGGCCUUUUGCAUUGAUAAUAAUGAUAUAAUCACAUGACUUUUGUCAGGCAUAUAGUUUAUUUGAGUCCCUUGUAGCAUCAUUUGCACCCUCACUCCGCUCGGGCACAAAUGAUACUACCAGGGCCACAAAUUAUAAACCAUAUGCCCUCCAAAAUUAAAGUCAUGUGAUUGUCCUAUUAACAUUGUCACUGGAAUAAGCAAUGACACUGUUGGUAAGAGUGUAAGUAAUUCUUUACCGACUGCUGCAACCCAGGAAUCUCUGUCCACUUAAAUUAACUUUUGCUGUUUGCAGGCAGAACCAAUUAAUUUACUAUACGUUUGUGAGUAUAUUUUGUGUAUUGUGAAUGAAUGAAUAAAUCUAUUAAUAAGUCACUGUAUAUUGUAUAUACAUCUGAGUUAUGAUUCAUUGCUUUUCAAUUGAAUAGUUAGUUACGGGUACUAUUUAUUAAUUCACGUGUGUUUUCUAAGACGGAAGCUUUUUGCAUAACAAAUCACCAUUGCAUCUCUUGUAUACGCGCAUGUGUGUUAUCUUCUAAGCCUCAUUUGUGACAAUCAAUGUGAUUUUUUUCCGAAAAUGUUAGGUUUUCCCGUAAUUAACAAUUCAGUCUUGUAAUAAUGAAUGGGUCUCGGCUUAUAGCCGGGUGUUUUCGAUUUAUUUUUGGUUCUCGUUAUGCUGAGUCGACACGUUCAAAGUUUGGGGUCUCGGCUUAUAGCCGAGAUCGGCUUAUAGUCGAAUAAAUACGGUAAUAGUUUGCUUCCGAGAGUACACUGCUGCACUUUUUCUGAGGAGAUACUUUUUCAGGCAAAAACAGUUGACUGUCUAUUAUAGACUGCAUGUAAGUUAUUUUUUUGAUAGAAUUUUUAUCUAUAUGUUUAAUUUGCUCAGAUUCCAGAUAACUAUGAAGGUUAUUCUCUGGACAUGUUCUGCAUACCAAAACAUUAUGAAAAUGAUGUAGAAUCCAUUUUGAUACCUAAGGGGUUGAUAACUGACAGGUAAGCAGUCACCAUGUGAGACAUGGUGUGAUUUUGAAGAGCGUACUCAUGAGUUUCCUGAGGCCUGUUAAUUUGAUAUGCAGCAUUGAACACCAUUGCACAUGGUAAACUUAAUUGUAUCAAAAACCUGAAAAACUAGAAAUGACUGUAUUGACCAAGGUAGCAGGAAAACAGGGCUUAAAAAGUCUUAUCUUGUUGUGCAGGACAAUAUCAAACUACCAUAAACUGCUGCUUAUAUAAUAAUUUUUGUUAUUUUUGGAUCUUUGUAAGGGGUUUUAGGAGGGUAAAAAGUGGAGGGGCUUUUAAUAAAGCCUCUAAAUGUGAUAAUAAGAAGUUCUAGCUUUUAUAAUAUAUAAAUUUACACGUAAUAAAUAAACUGGUUCAAGACUUCAGAAGUAGUGCAUCAUUUUAUAUAAUUACUACAGCUCUGUUUCGAGUGGCCAAAAGAUGACCACACUCAUCAGGUAAUAUCAACGACUGACCAUUAGAUUACAACAACUGGCAAAAAAAGCGGAAAUACGGUUGCUAUGAGAUAUAAACACAGCAUUAUUUUAUGAUAUAAAUCAUGUGAUUGCUAUUUAUAAUUUGGGGGAGUGUGUUACUUUUUUUUUUAAUUUGUAUUUAUAUUUUAUAGUUUUGGUUCAUUUACAUAGUCUAAAUUUUGAAUAAUGUGAUUUUUCAUCUUUGCUUUGAUAAAUUGAUAGAAUCGAAAGGUUGGCAAGGAAUAUAUGCUGUGAUGUUGGAAAAGGCCCUCUUGUAGGACUAUGUGUAUUAAAGGGUGGAUAUCAGUUUUUUGGAGAUCUCAUGGAUCGUAUCAGAACAAUCAAUGCUAGUGGAGGUGAAAAAAAGUUUUGAUUAUUUUUUUCUAUGCACAUGCUUCACUCAAAUAUUUCUUAUACGAAUUUUGUUCAAUAUUUUACUGUAUCACUAGUGUACCCUUUUUAUGACUUGAAUAAGAACAGAAAUAUUUCUUCACACGAAACUCUUUCUUUUCUUAAUUUAUGACAGAGAAUUCAGUCCAGAUGUCUGUAGACUUCAUCCGAUUAAAAAGCUAUGAGGUAAUUAUCUUAAAUGAUGUUUAAAUAAUGUUUCACUUUGGUAGGUAUAAUAGAAGUUAAGGCUAAUGGUGGUGUUUGUGUGAUGUUACAGGUCAAAAUUAUUAUAUUUAGGUUAAAUCUUUAACCUACCAGUAGGUUCAUUCUCAAUUUCCUUUCUCUCCUAACCCUGAUUAUUCAUGAGUUAGGCCUAGGAGACAAAGAGAUUGAGAAUCAACCUGGAUUAAAGGAAAUUUGACCUGAAUUUAAUUUUGACUUGUAACAUAUACACAGAUGGACUUAUUGUCAUCACUGACUGUUUUUUUGUUCGGUUUUGUAGGAUGAUCAUUCGUCAGGCGAAGUCAAGAUUAUAGGAAGUGAUGAUCUGUCAUCAUUAACUGGCAAGGUACUAAGUGAAAAUCUCUUUGUAACUAGUUUAUGUAAGUGGGGCAUAUCUGUCUAUGUGGACUAGAACAAGUUGAAAGGAUCUACAACCAGUUGCAAAAAUGUUGAGACACUCCGAUGAAAAAACGACCUUUGUUGCUUCAAAUCGCCACUAUAAAGUCACAAGUCUGUGAGGUAUAAUACUGACCAACCCCCGUCCCUUACAUUCCAAGUUAUUCCGCCAAGUUUUGAGCAUGGUCUUGUAUUGCUUGCAACUCUGGGUUGGGACAUCGGAUGUUAAUGUGAUCUUCCAGGUAUAAACGCUUGCCGUGAUGGGGGGUAGGGCAGAGCUGAUGAGGUGGGACUAGAUGGAGUAUUUCUCAGUAGUCCAGGAGUCAAACUUGGCCAAUUUUCUAAAAAAAAACAAAUAAAUCUCUGUUGGGUUUUAAACUAAAUUUGUCUAAGUUAAAAAUGUUUUUUGCAUACCUAUAAAACCUCUAAACAAGAUAGGAUAAUUUAUGCCGGGUUUAUGUUACUUGAUUUAUUAUUAUUUGUGCUCACAACUUGAAAAUCAGUUCUUCCCACUUCUCUAUGCAAUUCCUCACUCUCUUUGACUUGUUUAAUCCCAGUCACAUAUUUAUUUCUAAAUCUCAAUGAUUGAACCCAAAUUUUAUGAGAAACAAGUCUUGAUCCAGUGUCAUGUUUCUCUAAAUAUUUUUACCAUUUGACUUGAAGGUAUACAGAACAGCAGGUAUAAAAGUUACUUGCUUGAUUACUAACUCAUUUUUUGGUGUGUAUGUGGUUGUUUUUGUUCUCCUUAGCAUGUUCUAGUUGUUGAGGUAAGCUUUUAAAGUUUUGUUUUAAGAUAUCAACCUUUUCAAGGGAAUGUACAGUGGCAUUUAAUGUUGUUAAAUAUGUAUGUUGGAGAUUACCACCUAUUGAUACAAUAUGACAUAGUACCUUAAAGGAAUCCAAGUAUGUUAUUUCCAUCCUAAAUGUAUUAGUUAGUAAAAAAAAUUUACAUUCUUAGGAUCUAAGUAUCUAGCUUUCUUGCGACAUCUAGCUCAUGAACUAAGGGUUCAUCGAUUGAUCGUUUUUAUGAAUACGCAAAAGUUUUGUCACAAAUUUCUUGUGCCGUGUCUUUUUUGGCCUCUUAGCCGCUGCAUGCAUUGAGACAUUGAUUUUAAUGAGCAGAUUUCUAGCUAUCGCAAAGCAAUGAAUGCCAAAUUGAGUGAUUUUUUAGUUUAUUCCUUUAUUUUCAUUCUGGAAUAAUUAUGGUCAAUCAAAUGUGCCCUAAGUAAUCCAGUACUUUAUUUUUAAACAGGACAUUGUGGAUACAGGAGCUACUAUGAAAAAACUUCUAAACACAUUGACCAAAUUUAAACCUGCCUCUAUUAAAGUAGCAAGGUAUGGUUUUGUCUAUAUCAUUGUUAUAUAAUUAUGUUUUUUACCUUCUCUAGAUGGAAGAGAUAGCAUGGCCAAUGUGGUUGGAGCUCUGGACUUGAAAACCAGAGGCCCCAAGUUCAUAUAUUACCCCUGCCCUAAUUGCCAUCGGGAUUUUUUUUACCAGCUUUUCUGGACACAGGCCGGCCCAGAGGGAAUGUGCACGAAUGGGACUCAGGUCCCGUGCGAGGUGCCAUCCCUACCCAAUCCCACAACCCGUAAAUAGGGCGGCCACACCAUCGGGGUCUACAACCCCUUUUCUUUUUUAAUCUUUCUCGGUAGUCUCGAGGUCAGCUCCUCUGUCAUACUUAUAAAUAACCAACUGUUUUGCCUUUGGCCAGUUUGGAUUAUGUCUAUUUUCAAAUGUUUGUUUCUGUCUUUAUUUUGUAGGCUACAAUAAAAACUACUGGGUUACCAGUAGUGUGUUACCCCUUUAUCUUAUGUAUGGGUGUCAUAAGUGACCACCCAUCCAAAUGUCAAAGUCAGUUCUCACCAUCAAAGUAUUUUAGUUGGAAACUCUUGUUAUAAGCAACUACUGGGUACUAAAAAGGUUUCUUUGGGAAAAGGGGGGAGGAAAACUUGUUGGUUAAUGUAUCGAGGAGGAAGCUAUCAUUUAUUGUCCUUGUUGGUCUUUUGCUAAAUUGGAUUUGCACUUGCCCUUGUUGCUGUCUUGGUUUCAACCUAUCUUUGUGUUGUUUGUGGCCAUUUUAUCUGUCUUAUGUUGCUCUCUUAAGGCAAUGUAGCUUGUCAGAAUUUACCCUAACAGUGCCUCAAUUUUUUUAAAACAAAGGAAGGAUAUGAAGUAGAUAAAAAAAAUUGUGUCUCCAGUAAUUAAUCAUCUUUUCAUUAAUGUUUGUUAGCUUGUUGGUGAAAAGAACACCUAGGAGUACUGGAUAUCGCCCAGACUGUAAGUCUAAGUAAUUUUGUGAAUUAUUUGUUGUUUGAUAAUAUUGUUUUUGUACCUUUUAUGUUCUGAUUCAUAGUAUUUGAAAGGAUUGAUGAUGUCGCAGUGAUAAGUUGCAGCCGCCAUGUAAAAAACCUUCCAGAAUGGGGAAAUAACUGAGCGCUGCAGGGAAGAAACCUUUUUACUAGAUUCACAGAUUCAAAAAAAAUAAAACCACCUUGUACAGGAUACAGAUUAUUUAACAGCACUACAGGAAAGAACUACUUAGUAUCUUUCACUAAAAUGUUCAGACUUAAGAAUCUUUGUACAGUAAACAAACAACCACAGAAAAGCACUGCUCAGUAGCUUGUAUUUGAUUGAUUUACCAUAUGGCUUCCACCACCUUGUUGCUGCAUUGUGAAAGAACAUGUAUUCCAGGAAAGUAUAAUGUACUGAUCUGUAGCAUUCAUUUGAACACUUUGACACUUUGAUCCUGCCUUUUUGAUGUUGUUUGCGUGGUGAGAAUUUUGUUUCCUUCAGAUUUUUGGCUUUGACGGUGAUGACAUUAAGGAAGCUUAUUUUGACUCUGCUUUCUUUCAGAUAUUGGUUUUGAGAUACCUGAUAAAUUUGUUGUUGGUUAUGCUUUGGUGAGUUUAUCUACAAUUAUUUAAUGAUUAAGUAGAAAUAUAUACAAGUUACAACCACACCAUCGAAGCAUCCACCUAAAUUUGUUACUACAGCCAAAUUAUUUUGGCUAUAACUUAAAGAGGGUCAAUCAUUUUCUUGUUAUUAAAAUCUUGUUAAAAAGACCAAAUUUUAGCAGCUUAGCAUGAACAAAGUUUUUUACAGGGAGACUCCGCCCUGAGGUCCAACCCCUUACCCUCUUAUAUACUAUGUGUGACAGAAAAGGUGCCCCUUGCUCAUCCUUUCCAUACAUUCUUGCAUUGUAAUUUAAUUAAAUUCCUAAAACAGAGAGCCUUUUUGUCAUUUUCAUGUAAAGUUAAAUUAAGGCACUUCUUUUCGAAAUAUUUCAAUAAAAUGGCCUUUAAGAGUAUUUAAAUGCUAGAUUUUUCUGCCUUUCCAUAUACUUCAACUCGUGAAUCCCCCACAAACCUUUGGUAUACAACUGUAGUUCCUGAAGUGUGAAAAAGGUAUCCUGUUUGGGUGGAGCCUCCUCUUUGACUGUAACACAAAAUAAGUUGGUAAAAGUGUUAUUGACUUCAUUCUAUUUAAUUUUUGUUCUGCAGGAUUACAAUGAGUAUUUCAGAGAUCUCAAUGUAAGUAAUAAAAAAAAAAAUGAACGGUUAUAUCAAUCAAGGAGACUGUGUUCAGCUGAAUUCAAUAUAUCCAGAUAUGUUUAGGACUGAAAAAAAUGUUCCUCAAGGUUCUGUAGUUUUGUCAAAUUUGAAGUAAUAUGCUUUGAGUGACAAAAAACACACUACAACAAAAAACAAAGCAAAACCUGCAUAUUUCACUCCUGGGCCUAAGUGAAUAUUAACUCAUUUUGUGAUCAGAUUGCAAAAAAAUGCCACAUGGCAAAAUGUCAGAAAGGCCAUUUAGGGCAAAGUGUCUUCGGGAGAAAUGCCGUUAAUAAGUGACCCCAAUAAUUUAUUAUCAGUCAAAGUGAUUUUGAUUAAUGGAUUAUCUUUUUUAUCAACAGCAUAUAUGCAUCAUCAGUGAAACUGGAAAAAAGAAGUAUGCCGUAUAGUGAAAUCAAAAGAUAGUUUAAAAAAACAUAGUUACUGUGGAUGAUGUCUAAAACACUAUUAUUGACUGCUGAAUGGUUGUGCUCGAAAGACUGUUUGACUAUAAUAUAGGAGGUAUCCUCCUCUGUUACAUAAUAGCACUUCACAUUAAAUUGCCCAGUGCAAGGUCUUUCAAACCCUGCAUUAGUUGUAAACAGAGCUCAUGGGUUGUCAUAGUAACCAAGCCUUUUAGUUACUGUGAACUGGCUCCCCUUUGGGGGGAAUUAUGAAGGGGUGAAAAUUGGGGAGAGACUGCAUGAGAAAAAAUGGAAAAGGGGGGGGGGGAAUGGCGGAGACAGGGGUGUAGCUACCUGUAAGUACAAAACUCAUGUGCAUACCUAAAAAAGUUGAGGGUAAAAAAUUAAAAUUAAAAAAAAUAAUAAAAAUGAGAAUAAUUAAAAAUGGAAAGUGUAAAAAUUAAAACAACAACAAAGGCAAUAUAAAUUGCCUCAUUUCUGUUUAACUCUCUUUGAUUCUUUGGAGUAUUUUUCGUGAAACAAUGGACUGUUUUUUCCACACCUGAAAGUUGGAUGAUAAUUACUUAAAAUGUGUGCAGAUAGCAAGCAGGAUGGUAUAAAACAUGAGCAUGCUAUUUUUCACUCAGGCCUGUCUUUGCAGUAGACAAAGGAGCGCACGAUUAUGUCGAUGUGAGUGCUUCUGAGGGUCAAAUGUGGAGUUGGGGGGGGGGAAGAUUUGAAAAAUUGUGUGUACCUCUGGAAAAAUCCUGGCUAUGCCCCUGGGAGAGCUCCUCUGUCCUCUCCCCCCCCUACCACCCUCCCUAGCCAGUCUUCACCUGACUUGCUUCACUCACCAAGUUUUUCCUGUUUUCCACUCUAACAAGCCUGUCCCUGUAAAGCUAGGAAUAAACCUACUUCUCUGUAUCAGUCAACAGCUACUGUUUGAGUUAUUGUCAUGUUUUCUUUCAAAUGUCUGAUCUGCGGCUAUACUUUAUGAAGAUGUAAUAGAGAUAUUUUUGCCCACGUUUGUGAAGCAUAACCUAUACUGUAUCACGAGGAAAUUACUGUUGCUUCUAAUAAAAUAAAAAUCUUUUGUACAAAUAUCUAAGUAAAUGCACAUUAAUUUGACUGAUUAAAUUUACUGUUAUGUGUUCUACCCUUCCACUCCCAUGAAACCAGUAAGGUAGACUUUUUAUACAGGAGCCUAGCUUGUUCACAGACCUUCUAUUUUCUCUUUAGAGAUUAUCAAGUGCACUUAUGAAAAUAAAAGUGAGAGUUCACUUUGUACUCUCUGAAGUCCUCAAAAAAGAAUGACAAAAUGUCUGUGGACAGGCUAACAGCAGCUGAACAGAUAUUGGAAGGAAAUAAUAACGGAUUGUCAUAAUAAUGACAAAACUCCUUAACACAUACACCAAAGAGACAGGCCCAAUAAAAUUAUUACGCCAAGUCUCUUGUUUCUGCACUUGUUCUUGUGGUUGAAUUGAACAUUAUUUGUAGACAUAACAAAACCUGAUUGCAAGGAUAUAAUAUAUCUUAUCUUACGGUAAUUGAUCCUAAUAUUAUUAGGAUCAAUUUUUGCUUCCUAUCUUCUUGGUCGUCUCUGUGAUGGACCUUACUUUGGUCCAUCACAGAUGACGACCAAGAAGAUAGCAAAUGAGCUGAAAGUCCUUACCCUUGGAAAUGAAUAUUUUAAUCCAUUUCAAAGGCAGCAUAGCCUUACAGUAAAGAGAACCCAUAGGGGGAACUCCUGGAAAUUCUUGGUGGUGCCACGGGUUGGGAAACUGAGUGAAUCAGGGUCCAUUUAGGUCAUUAUACUUAGCAGACUGACCUGAAAGUUGAUUCACUCAGUUUCCUAACCCUAAUCAAUGAAGUUCAGAGUCAUUUGGUAGGGGGUCUCAAGGGUUUUAGGGGUCUUUGUUUCAAAGACACCCCCCGAAAAGGUGUAAAAACCAUACCCUUCGGGGUGGCACAUACCCAUAUGACUUAUGUCAGGGAGUACUCCCCCGAGAAGAGAACCCACAAAAGAGAAAAUGAUCUGGAUGGGUGCGUUAACUUCUUUCAUCUUAGGUGCCAUUAGCUUAUGCAUCAGUCAAUUCCAGGGCUAAUUUCUCCCCAGGCAAUUGUGGGGCAUUUACCUGCUGAAUUAAUUUAUGUUUCUGGGCAACCGAGCCCGGCCUCUUAUAACAGGACCCGUUUAGUAGACAGGGUAAGGGUACGACAAUAAUGAAACAGACCUGGUCCCAGGGUGGGGUAUGUGCAAAUUUUGCGAGGCCUAGGGAUCAGGCAUUUGCCAACCCUGCGGCCACUCCCACGCCUUUGGUAUGCACGUGCCCUCCUAUCCAAACAAAACUAACCAUGGAGGAUUUUAAGGAAACACUAGCACAUUCCGAGAUUAGCUCAUCUGUCACCCCAUGGAUAAUCCAUGGUAACCCCACCAGACCCACUGCAACAUUUCCCUUUUUAGUGUACCUUACAUGACGGAUUUGAUGACGGAUAUACUUUCAAGAGGUCUGGGAUCGAGUACUUUUCAAAAUGGCGCAGGUAGGAAUCCCUAACAGAGUUUUCGGCCGAUUUGUUCGCCCAUUACAAAGACUAGUUUUAAACUAUUGCCAACGUGGUGGAAGCAGCAGAGGGAUAAGGUAAUUCGCAUAUUCUUGAAAUAACCAAUUUAUUUACGGUAACGAUUUUAACCCAAAUCUCCGCAUGUGUUUUUCCAGGGAAUACAUAGACAAGAAUGUCGUGGAGUUCGCAAAGAACAACCCAGAAGUUACUAUUUAUGUCCGAGAAAGAAACGGAAAGCAUCCUAGGAUAGUCGCGAAUUUUAGUAAGUGUACUUUUCGUUUGAAUAGCUGGGAAAUGUAAUAAGUGUUGUUUCUUUAUUCUCUGCUGUCUUUUGUUUUAGUAAAUGGCAACAGUAAGAUAGUCGAGGUAAAAAACAAAACGCCAGAAGAGAUAAAGGAGUGGGUUGAAAGACUCAGGAAUGAAUCAGGAGUAAAACUACAGAAAAUAAGACAAUUUUGGCACACAGAAAAUCCAUCCAUACAGGGAACUUGGACUCCCUUCUUAAACAAGCCACCAUCACUUAGACGUUCAACUGUACAUCACCUUGCAGCAGAAAAACAAGCAAGCAGUUGA